GUGUAGUAGCAGUUGUACUACACUACAAAUAGUUAGUACUACUUCAUCACAAGAAAUGGAGGAGGUGAUGGAGGAUGGAGCAGGCAAUGCAGCAGCAGCAGCCGCCAUGGCUGAGAAGCUGGUGUACCCACCGGCUCUUCUCUCCCACGAGGAGGUCGCCAUGGACAGAGCAGCCUUCAUGGACACUCUCAGGCGCUUCCACUCCUUCAUGGGCACCAAGUUCAUGAUCCCAGUGAUUGGAGGCAAGGAGCUGGACCUGCAUGCUCUCUAUGUGGAGGUCACCAGCAGAGGUGGCCUCGCAAAGGUGAUGGAGGAGAGGAAAUGGCGGGAGGUGAUGGCGCGGUUCAGGUUCUCGCCGACGACGACGAGCGCCUCCUACGUGCUGAGGAGGUACUACCUCAGCCUGCUCCACCACUACGAGCAGGUCUACUUCUUCAGAGCCCAUGGCGCGCUCCUCCCCCCUGCAGCGUCGGCGCUGACGAAGACGCCGAGGAGGAUGGUGAGAGGAAGAAGCUCCGAUCAGCCGGCGGCGGCGGCGGUGGCGCCGGAGACCGGGAAGAGAGCGGCGCUCCCGGAGCGGCUUGGCGGAGAGCCCUGCAGCUUCAGCGUGACCGGAUCGAUCGACGGCAAGUUCGAGCACGGCUACUUCGUCACCGUCAAGAUCGCCGGCGAGACGCUGCGAGGGGUGCUCUACCGCGUGGUGGAGCCACCGCCACCUCCACCACCUCCUCCGGCGUCAGCGCCACCCGCCACCGCGCCGCUCUUCUCAGCACUACCUCCGCCGCCACCCAGCAACGGCGGCGCGCCCUCGAGGAGCCGCCGGCGGCGAGGGCGGCGGCAGCGCGACCCGGCGCAGCCGAAGCCGAGCAGGAGCGGCUACAACCUCUUCUUCAAGGAGAAGCACCCGGAGCUGAAGGCGAUCCACCCGCACAGGGAGAGAGACUAUAGCAAGAUGAUCGGCGACGCCUGGAACCACCUCGCCGCCGACGACAAGAUGGUUUACUACAGGUGCAGUGCAAAGGACAAGGAGAGGUACAAGAUGGAGAUGCAGGAGUACAACGACAGGCUCAAGCUUGCGCCGUCAACAAUGGCUGGAUCAGCUGAAUGAUAAGGGCACAAGCAGAGUACUUACUGGAGCAGUUGACAGUUGACAGCAACAACAGUUAGAGCAGCUAAUUAGUUUAGCCAUGAUGGCCAGAAGAAAAACACCCCUGAUUUACCUACUUAUAAAUCUGCAUAUCAUGCCAAUUAGAUGUAGCUGGUAACAAUAGUUGGAUGACCAAGUAGACUGAACUACUGUUGCAGUCUGAUCUGUUCCAAUGAAGCUUCUCCCGUUUUUGGUUUCAAUUGAAGGGAAACAAAUGGUAUGUGACUAAGAUUAGCUAGUUGCAGUGAUAUAUGCAUACAAUGUUGGCUACUGAACUUUGUUAAGACAUGGCUGUCUUGUUUUUGUCUAUGGACCUGCUCAAAUGGAGCAGCAUGAAAUCUAUGCACAACAGGCCUCUGCUUGCUUGAUUCUCAA
This is a messenger RNA of Oryza brachyantha (malo sina), 1522 nucleotides long. Its product is annotated as high mobility group B protein 9-like. The coding region runs from base 56 to 1108 and encodes 350 amino acids. The transcript is spliced from 6 exons. NCBI's taxonomy places the organism in Eukaryota, Viridiplantae, Streptophyta, Magnoliopsida, Poales, Poaceae. Gene Ontology annotation, molecular function: DNA binding. The record is from RefSeq and is a predicted model, not a curated record.